Messenger RNA from Drosophila persimilis, 1191 nucleotides. RefSeq names its product zwei Ig domain protein zig-8 (gene dpr7). The coding region runs from base 72 to 1013 and encodes 313 amino acids. The transcript has 8 exons. Gene Ontology annotation, biological process: synapse organization. Gene Ontology annotation, cellular component: neuron projection membrane. Lineage: Eukaryota; Metazoa; Arthropoda; Insecta; Diptera; Drosophilidae. The record is from RefSeq and is a predicted model, not a curated record.
UGCAUAUUACGUUUAUUUUCAGGCAUGCUAACUAUCCAGCUUGCAAUUUCAAGACGCUUGUAUUGACCGAUAUGGCGGCGUCAUUUGUAAAAUCAACGUGCUUGGAUUUUUCCUUCAACAAAAUUAAACCUAUAAUUUUGUUGAUUUUGAAUUUUAAUAUAUGUGUUCAACAUAUAAGCGCAACUUCAUUUUUGAACAUAAAUGAUUUAGCAAGCUCGGAUCGACCUUUCUUCGAUGACAUAAGCCCAAGAAAUGUCUCAGCUGUCAUUGAUGAAACUGCAGUUUUAAGAUGUCGUGUCAAAAACAAAGGAAAUCGCACUGUUUCAUGGAUGCGUAAGCGCGACCUUCAUAUUUUAACAACUAACAUUUAUACCUAUACUGGCGAUCAACGAUUUUCCGUAAUACACCCACCCAGCAGUGAGGACUGGGACUUAAAAAUUGACUACGCCCAACCACGGGAUAGCGGAAUUUAUGAGUGUCAAGUUAAUACUGAGCCGAAAAUAAACUUAGCAAUCAUUCUGGAUAUUGCAGCUGAGAGCGAAGCUAGAGAUCUAAAUUCGGAUCGACGGUAUUAUGAUUCAAAAGCGGCCCGUGCAAAAAUAUUAGGAUCUACGGAAAUCCAUGUUAAACGCGAUAGCACUAUUGCUCUAGCCUGCUCAGUAAAUAUGCAUGCAUCAUCUGUUUUAUGGUAUCAUGGCUCUUCAAUAGUCGAUUUUGAUUCGCUGCGAGGUGGAAUAAGUUUGGAAACGGAAAAAACCGAUAUUGGAACUACUAGUCGAUUAAUGCUGACAAGAGCUUCAUUACGAGAUUCCGGAAACUAUACUUGCGUUCCUAAUGGUGCUAUACCCGCAUCGGUGCGGGUUCAUGUAUUGACCGGCGAACAGCCGGCUGCAAUGCAGACAAGUGCGGCCAUCGGGAUGAAUGCUCACACCGCCAUGAUAAACAUCAUAUCAAUAAAGUUUUUGUUAAAUAUUUCAACUCUAGCAGAAUAUGUGUGCCGAAAGGAGAGAUGACUAACUAAGCAACUAUCCAUACUCUAAAUAUUUAACUUUAAGAUUACAAGCCAAUUCCAAUGGAACGAUUGUAAGAGAACGUGUUUAUAAAAUUAUUCAAUACAGAAAUACAACAUAAAAAUAAUUCCUAUAGUCAUAUGUAAUUAAACUAUUAAUAAAUACUUGCAUACAUGCAUAU